AGAUGUCAUUCGUUAAACAAAAAGUCGUCAUUUGUGAAAAAUAAUUAUUCUCUCGUCUUAAUCAAAUUUUUACGAAAAUUUUCAUAUAAAUUGCUGUCAAAUUGAAACUGUGCCAGCGACAGUGUUAUUGCAUUUACAACCCAAUAUUUUAGAAUAUCCUUAAUAAAGUUAACAAUGGCGUCACCUUCAACUUCCACAUCGCCAUUGAAUCCAAGCAGCGUUACGGCAACCAUGGAAACAGAGCCUAGUCCUACCACCUCCACAGAGUCUGAACCGAGUGAAAAGAGCAAAACCGACGGAGACGACAAAAAGGACGACUCAAUAUUUGAGUGCAACAUAUGCUUGGACACGGCCAAAGAUGCCGUUGUCAGUUUGUGCGGCCAUUUGUUUUGCUGGCCAUGCCUGCAUCAAUGGUUGGAGACGCGUCCGACCCGACAGUUGUGUCCCGUGUGCAAAGCGGCAAUAAGCAAAGAGAAGGUCAUUCCAUUGUACGGACGCGGCAGUACGAAUCAACAAGAUCCGCGAACGAAAGUUCCGCCACGACCAGCCGGUCAACGUGUCGAACCGGAACCACAGCCCGGCUUUCAGGGAUUCGGUUUCGGCGAUUCCAGUUUCAGCAUGUCGUUCGGCAUUGGUGCAUUUCCGUUCGGCUUUUUCACACAAACAUUCAACAUCGGCGAACCACGAGCGCCGUCAGUCAGUGGCACGGCCCAACUCGAAGACGAACAAUUUGUGUCAAAGCUAUUUUUAUGGGUGGCCUUGCUGUUUCUGUCCUGGUUGGUACUGUCCUAGUUUCCAUCUCGUCGAAAUGAUUGUGCAACGGCCGGGUUAUCGAAUCGAAAAUAAUAUUUUGACUGUUCCCCUCAACUUUAA
Bradysia coprophila is the source of this 873-nucleotide messenger RNA. Its product is annotated as E3 ubiquitin-protein ligase RNF185-like. Gene Ontology annotation, cellular component: endoplasmic reticulum. NCBI's taxonomy places the organism in Eukaryota, Metazoa, Arthropoda, Insecta, Diptera, Sciaridae. Gene Ontology annotation, biological process: ubiquitin-dependent protein catabolic process. Gene Ontology annotation, molecular function: ubiquitin protein ligase activity; metal ion binding. The record is from RefSeq and is a predicted model, not a curated record.